AUGGACAUCAAGAACAAGUUGGAUCGCGAUGCGCCCGAUCUGGCGGCCAAGCAGCGCCCAAGCAACCGCAUUACCCGGCGGUUCAAGGCCGAACUCAGCACCAAUCACGUGGACAUUCUGCUCUUGGCCUGUUGUCUCUGCUCCGGCUUGACUGACAGCACACUAUACAACGCCUACAGCACUUUCGUAUCCAUGCAGACCGGCAACACCAUCUUCGUCGCCCUCGGCGCGUCGCACCAAAACACCAAACCCUACGGCUGGGCCCGCUCCCUCUGCUCCAUCGGCUGCUUCGUCCUCGGCUCCCUCUUCUUCAGCCGGCUCUCGCUACUCCUCGGCCCCAAACGGCGCAUCGCCCUCACCACCUCCUUCGCGCUGCAGACCAUGUUCGUCGUCGUCGCCGCGGCCAUCGUGCAGGGCGGCGCCAUCGACGGCGCGGUGCCGCAGCGAACGAGCUCGGCCGACGCCGCCGUGCACUGGAACGAGCUGGCGCCGAUAGCGCUGCUGAGCUUCCAGUCGGCGGGCCAGAUUGUGUGCAGCAGGGCGCUGGGGCUGGGCGAGGUGCCGACGGUGGUGGUGACGAGCUUGCUGUGCGAUUUGAUGAGCGACACGGCGUUGCUGGCCGGGCUGACGGCGAACGUGAAGAGGAAUCGGAGGGCGGCGGCGUUUGCGUUGACGCUGGUGGGGGCCAUUGCCGGGGGGUGGAUAUCCAAGGCGACGAGGGGGGUCGAGUAUGCGUUGUGGGUGGUGGCGGGCAUCAAGUUGGGGAUUACGGCGGCGUGGGCGCUGUGGAGGGAGAAGGUCUGA
Messenger RNA from Diplodia corticola, 804 nucleotides. RefSeq lists its product as uncharacterized. The coding region runs from base 1 to 804 and encodes 267 amino acids. The record is from RefSeq and is a predicted model, not a curated record. NCBI's taxonomy places the organism in Eukaryota, Fungi, Ascomycota, Dothideomycetes, Botryosphaeriales, Botryosphaeriaceae. The transcript is spliced from 3 exons.